UCCAUUUCGUUUCGGACUCGCUCUCCCCUACAUUCUCUCUCUAAAUACGCCCCCCACUUUCACCCCCCAUUUUCCUCUGCACCAGUUUCCCCAGUCCAGUGGAUAAACUCCAACUUCCCAUCAAAAUGGCGUUGCCCUGUAAUCUUCCUCUGCAUCAUAUCGGUAUCCACGGCUGAGCGAGAGCAUUUCUGUAACUGUGUUUUGCUUAGAUAUAUACGUACAUAGAGUAGACUUGAUUGUUACCGGCGGCGAUUAGUAAGAUGGAAAGGAAGUACGGUUUCUUCUCGGCAUUGAAGGAGGAAGUGGUCCGGGGCUUAUCUCCGUCGCGGUCACGGGCGAGGAGUCCGGGUCGGAGCCCCUCGCCGUUGUCGGGUCUGCUCCGGCGGAAGAAGGUCACCGCCAGCAAUACGGAGUCGUUGAUUGCGAGAUCGGGUAGCCUGAGGCCCGUCGGAGAGACCCUGACGCCGUUACGGGAGGGUCCGGAUCCGGACGGCGAAGAAAUCGGCGGGUCCAAGCGGGUCGGGUCGGGGCUGGGUCAGUGGGUCCGGGUGCAAUUGAGCCGGAACCCGUCGGUGGCCGUAAACGACGGCGGUCAGAGCAGCGGCGGCAGCAAGAGGUCCGAUCUGCGGCUGCUGCUGGGCGUGAUGGGCGCGCCGCUCGCCCCGGUGCACGUUAGCACCACUGACCCUUUGCCGCAUCUCAGUAUAAAGGACACCCCCAUUGAGACGUCGUCGGCGCAGUAUAUACUUCAGCAGUACACGGCGGCGUCGGGCGGGCAAAAAGUGCAGAACGCCGUGAAGAACGCGUACGCGAUGGGGAAGUUGCGGAUGGUAGCCUCCGAGUUCGAGACGCCGACCAAAGUAGUUCGAAACCGUAACACCGCGAGAGCCGCGGAAUCCGGCGGAUUCGUGCUGUGGCAAAUGUCACCGGACAUGUGGUACGUGGAGCUCGCCGUCGGCGGUAGCAAAGUCCACGCCGGCUGCAACGGGAAGUUAGUCUGGCGUCACACGCCCUGGCUCGGCGCCCACGCCGCCAAAGGCCCCGUCCGGCCAUUGCGCCGAGCUCUUCAGGGAUUGGAUCCGAGAACUACAGCCAGUAUGUUCGCUGAUUCGAUCUGCAUUGGGGAGAAGAACAUCAACGGAGAGGACUGCUUCAUCCUGAAGCUCGCGGCGGAUCCGCAGACGCUCAAAUCACGCAGCGAAGGCCCAGCCGAGAUCAUUCGCCAUGUCCUGUUCGGGUACUUCAGCCAGAAGACAGGGCUUCUGGUGUACAUGGAGGAUUCGCAUCUAACUCGAAUCCAAUCGAACGCAGGGGACGCCGUGUAUUGGGAGACCACAAUCAACUCGUUCUUGGACGAUUACCGGCCUGUUGAGGGGAUCAUGAUAGCCCACUCGGGAAGGUCGGUGGUGACGCUCUUCCGGUUCGGAGAAAUGGCGAUGAGCCAUACAAAGACGAGGAUGGAAGAAGCCUGGACCAUCGAAGAGGUCGCGUUCAACGUCCCAGGGCUGUCAGCAGAGUGUUUCAUCCCUCCAGCUGACUUGAAGUCGGGUUCCAUAAGCGAAACGUGCGAGCUCCAUCUACCCCACGACGAGGAGAGGGGCAAAUCGACAAUGCCCAACCAUCGAGCGAAAGUGGUAGCUCUGGAGAACCCGAAUCCCGGGCAGGGAAUGUGGAAGGUGGAAAUAUGACUAACAACGACGAGUUUAGGGAAAUGGGAAGAUGUUAAUAGAGAAAGAGGACGAAUCGGAUGGAUGGAUCGACGAUCGACUAACACCUAACACGGUAGGUAUCUAUCAUCUGAUUUAUCUGAUAUGAUACGAUCUUAGUAGAGCUGGAGGGGAUGCUCUUGGAUCAUCAAAUCUGUUCUUAAUUUACUUGCUUACUGGUAGCUAGCUAGUUAGCUUUGUGACUCCUCCUUUACUUGAUGAGUUGAGUUGAGUUCCUCCAUUAAAAUGGGGAUGGAGGGAUUGGAGAAGAUGAUGAAUUUCAGAAGCAUAAGGCAGCUUACUGAAACAUUCAUCCAUCAUCCACACUCUGCUUGAAUUAAUUAUAACUAUUAAACAUUUGAACAGUUUUAGUUAGUUGAUUAGGUAUCUGGGAGACUAAUGUUGUCUCUUCUUGUCUAGUCUUCUAUUCUGUUUCUGAGUGUCAGCCAUAUUAAUAUUAAUAAUAAUGAUAAUAUAUAUGUUUGUUGUUAUGUACACUGGAAGGAAAGAAGUGGGAAUUCUUCCUCCAAUUUUUAUUGGAUUUUUUAGUGAGUGAGUGAGAGUGAAUGACUCUGUUUUUUCUUUUGUUCUGCAGCUCUCUCUUCAUCAGCUUUUGCUUUUGUUUGUUGGUUGGUUGGUAGGUAGGUAGGUUUGCAUUUGAUUUUUAGUUUGUGUAGUAGCAAGUUUGUGUUUCAUGGAUAAAGAAGUGGAAUUCUUGAUGCCCAA
Andrographis paniculata is the source of this 2432-nucleotide messenger RNA. RefSeq lists its product as uncharacterized. The transcript is spliced from 3 exons. NCBI's taxonomy places the organism in Eukaryota, Viridiplantae, Streptophyta, Magnoliopsida, Lamiales, Acanthaceae. The coding region runs from base 261 to 1688 and encodes 475 amino acids. The record is from RefSeq and is a predicted model, not a curated record.